AAUAUUGAUGCACAUGAAUCAUUUGCUUGAUUUAGGUAGCCUUUACAACCCGGAAGGAUAGUGGCAAACUGUACUAUUACGUACUGUAUUCUCUGUCAACAACAUGGCCGGAUGAUAAACAGAGUAGUAUACCGUUAUUGUCAAUGACAGGGCAAAUUUAACGGGUGCUCAUAUAUAUUUUCUAUAAGACUUUUUUGUUUGUUAUUUUUAUUCGCAACACGCAAGAAUGCUGUCUCUGGCUAAAGCUAAGCUAGCCGUGGUCGGGAUAGGACGCCAGUGUGUUGCAGUGAGGACACUCAAUGGAGCUCGAGCAGUGCACAGAAGCUUCUCGUCCUCUGAGCACGACCAGGAUUCCAGCACUUCUGAAAACGAGCUCUUUGACAUUAUAAUAUCUGGCGGGGGAAUGGUGGGCACAGCUAUGGCAUGCUCAUUAGGUCUAGAUCCCAAUUUAACAGGUAAGAAGAUUCUCCUCCUGGAAGCUGGUCAUGAAAAAAAGAUGGACAAAAUCCCGGAGACUUACAGCACAAGGGUCAGCUCCAUCAGCCCCGGCUCAGCAACUCUUCUGAGUGGUCUUGGUGCUUGGGACCAUAUUGUAAAUAUGAGAUGCAAGCCCUAUAAUAAAAUGCAGGUUUGGGAUGCUUGUUCGGAUGCCCUGAUUACAUUUGAUAAGGAGAAUCUGCAGGACGAGAUGGCAUACAUCGUUGAGAACGACGUCAUUGUGGCCGCCCUCACCAAACAGCUGCAGACUCUCUCUGAUCAUGUUAAAGUGCAGUACCGAACAAAAGUGGUGAAAUACACCUGGCCCCAUCCCUACCAUGUCUCCGAGUCCAUUCCCUGGGUUCAGGUGGCUCUAGCUAAUGGAAAGACUCUCCACACCAAGUUAUUGAUUGGUGCUGAUGGACCAAACUCUAUGGUGCGGAGAGAGGCAGGCAUCCCCACAGUCAAAUGGAAUUACGAUCAGUCAGCAGUCGUAGCUGUUCUACAUUUGUCUGAGCCCACAGAAAAUAACGUGGCUUGGCAGCGGUUCCUCCCAACUGGACCCAUUGCGAUGCUUCCCUUGUCAGACACGGAGAGCUCACUGGUCUGGUCCACCAGUCAUCAACAUGCGGAAGAACUUCUACAGAUGGACGAGGAGAGCUUUGUGGAUGCCAUUAACUCUGCAUUUUGGAGUAAUGAGAACCAUUCUGAGCUGGUGGAGACUGCAGGCUCUCUGUUUCGAAUGGCUCUGUCUGUCCUGAUGCCUGACAGUGGCUCGGCACGUCAGCUUCCACCAAGUGUUUCGGGUAUUGGUCCAAAGAGCCGGGUGAUGUUCCCAUUAGGCAUGGGUCAUGCCACAGAAUACAUCAGGCACAGAGUCGCCCUUAUAGGAGAUGCUGCACACAGAGUACAUCCUUUAGCAGGCCAAGGUGCCAAUCUAGGCUUUGGUGAUGUGUCCUAUCUAACACAAGUUCUUAGUCAAGCAGCAUAUAAUGGAAAAGACAUAGGAGCCAUGCAGCACCUGUUGGAGUUUGAAACUGAACGUCAGCGACACAAUCUUCCCAUGAUGACUGCCAUUGACCUCAUGAAGAGGCUGUACUCCUCUAACACAGCCCCAAUGGUUUUACUGAGAACUUUUGGCCUCCAGGCUACCAAUGCAGUGCCUCCACUUAAAGAGCAGAUCAUGGCCUUUGCCAGCAAGUAAAAACUGGGUAGUUGCUGGAUCUCUAAUGCUUUGUUCAAAGAUUGUAUAAGUGUAAAUUAAUAAAUUAUAUUUUAUUCCUUUGUCUACGA
Danio rerio (zebrafish) is the source of this 1770-nucleotide messenger RNA. It is a transcript of the gene coq6, whose product is annotated as coenzyme Q6 monooxygenase. The record is from RefSeq and is marked provisional. Gene Ontology annotation, molecular function: FAD binding; 2-methoxy-6-polyprenolphenol 4-hydroxylase activity; oxidoreductase activity, acting on paired donors, with incorporation or reduction of molecular oxygen, reduced flavin or flavoprotein as one donor, and incorporation of one atom of oxygen. NCBI's taxonomy places the organism in Eukaryota, Metazoa, Chordata, Actinopteri, Cypriniformes, Danionidae. Gene Ontology annotation, cellular component: extrinsic component of mitochondrial inner membrane; Golgi apparatus; mitochondrial inner membrane. Gene Ontology annotation, biological process: ubiquinone biosynthetic process.